Messenger RNA from Coprinopsis cinerea okayama7#130, 1080 nucleotides. RefSeq lists its product as hypothetical. Bases 1 to 1080 code for a protein of 359 amino acids. Lineage: Eukaryota; Fungi; Basidiomycota; Agaricomycetes; Agaricales; Psathyrellaceae. The record is from RefSeq and is a predicted model, not a curated record. The transcript has 4 exons.
AUGGCAUGGCAAGAUCGUGAUAAACCACAAGUCCGGUGGGCUGUCGUUGACGACGUCGAGAUGACGUUCAAUGGCGAUUGGGAGUCUACGAGCUUUUCAGCAGAGCCGUACAGUCCGAAUGGACCUCCAUACGGCGGGAGUCAGCAUGUAACGACCACCAGUGGCUCCGUGACAUACAUUGUUCGAGGGACCGACGUGACAGUAUUUGGGACGAACCUGCGCGCUAAUGCUACGUCAGGUGGUACUAGCUUUAGCCGUGGGUGCAUGGCCGACGGAGUUCUCUACCCUCAAGAGUCGUUAUUGACAGACCGAUCGAUGAACCGGGUCCCUAUCUGUCGCUUUCCGAAACUCAACGGAACCACUCACAACAUCACUGUAGAGGCCAACGCAUCGAGGGAACGCCCCAUUUUCAUCGACUAUCUGAUGUACAAGCCGUUACCAGUGGACGCGGCGACUCUGCAUCCCACUGUUCUCGUGGAGCACACCCAGCAUGGAAUCGUUUAUGACGCUGGAAAGUGGUUCUUGGACUACCAGAGGGACUUCUCACAGACAAGCGAGAAAGGAGCAAAAGUCGUCAUUAACUUUAACGAACCUAUAUAUGGGUCAUGGGCUCUUAAUGGAGGUCCCUCGCAACGUUUCGAAGUUCCAAGAAUCGACCCCCGGGCAAACGCAUCGGUCGUUUAUGCGCCUGCCGCUCCCAUGUUCAUGACACCAAGGCUUGCAAACCGUGGCCCUCACAAGCUCGUCGUGCGCCAUGAGUCUCCCCGUAGCUCCUUCACGUUCGACUACCUGGUAGUCGAAGAAGGAGAUAUUCUUUGCCCGCCAGGAGACUCAUACCUCGCUUCUCAGGACGCCAGAAAGCCGGUGGCAGCGAUUAAGAAAGAACCGUCUCCGGGGACCCAAGUCGAAUAUGACGACAGCCGCAAUCUCACCGCUACCAACGUCGACAACGACCUCCAGUCGCAAAGCAGCAAACCUGCCAACCGAGACGAAACAAGAGCCCGAACCAGUCGGGAUCCAACAUUCGAGCCACAGGGACUCAGGCCUUCCAGGUAUUGGAAAUGUAUCGUCACAGGCUAG